Molecule: messenger RNA, 2946 nt
Organism: Pieris brassicae (large cabbage white)
Lineage: Eukaryota; Metazoa; Arthropoda; Insecta; Lepidoptera; Pieridae
Gene: Kcmf1
Product: E3 ubiquitin-protein ligase KCMF1
Exons: 9
Coding region: 198-1340 (380 amino acids)
Biological process (GO): synaptic signaling
Cellular component (GO): plasma membrane
Molecular function (GO): zinc ion binding
Source: RefSeq, a predicted model, not a curated record
UUGUCAUUAUGUGACGUCAUUAUGGCCUGGUUGGGUUAGGUUUGAUUGGAAAUUUUUGUUAAAAUCUUGUAUUUUAUUAUAUUAGAUGUUGUGCUACUUAAUUUAGAUUAGUAAUAUAAAUACCUCAUAAAGUAGCGGUAAUUUUAGUGCCAAGAUUAGUGUGAUUCAGCGGCGUUUCUUGGCGAAAAUGAAUCGCCAUGAAGGUAGGAGUCAGCUGUGAUUCUUGUUUGAAAAAUAACUUUAGAGGACGACGAUACAAAUGUUUGAUUUGCAUCGAUUACGACUUGUGUGCUGCAUGCUAUGAGUCUGGUGCCACCACAAAUCAACAUACCACUGAGCAUCCAAUGCAGUGUAUACUUUCCCGAAGCGAUUUUGAUCUCUACUAUGGCGGAGAGGCUUUGGCAUUGGAACAACCUCAAGCCUAUACAUGUCCAUUUUGCAAUAGAAUGGGCUUCACAGAUACAGGUUUAAUGGAACAUGUCACUUCCGACCAUAAUGACACCACCGUGGCUGUGGUGUGUCCAGUUUGUGCUUCUAUGCCUGGAGGAGAGCCUAAUUUUGUUACAGAUGACUUUGCUGGCCAUCUCACUCUUGAACACCGAAGUGGACCUAGGGAUCUUAUCUCAUUUCUUGAUGAACCGAGUGGUAUAAGACACGGCGGAGUACGUCGUAUGCCGGCUUCCGGACGUGGCUUCCAUCGUCCUAGGCGCAAUAUGCAAUUCAGCAGCGGCGGUAUAUCGUCUCUCUCCCCGUCGUCCCGUGAUGCGGUAGUGGAUCCAAUUGCAGAAUUGCUCUCCCAGUUGUCUGGCGUACGGCGUGUGGCCGGUCAGCCCAACACGCCUAGUCAGUUACAACAACUGCAGAUGCAAUUGCAGCUUGAAAGGCAGCAGCAUGCGGCUCGGCAACAGCUAGAACGUCUCCCGCGUCGGCCAGCAAUGGCAUCGUCGAGCGCGAGCAAUUCUGCGCCGGCCACAGCGCAGCCGCCCUCACAGCCGCAGCCAACUGACAACACUGACUCGCAGUUCUUGCUCUCUGGAUUUCUAGGCGGCGCCGAGACCAGUGAAAGCGGUGAGGCAUCGUGCCGCGCGGCGUUGAUCCGUGGUCUGUUAAUGGCGUCGCUGGGCCGUGCGCCACCCACAACAGCCCCCCCGAGGCCGGCACAGCCCACGCCUCGCGCUGAACUCGAUGCCGCCCCGCCGCCCGCUCAGCCUCCCGAUACUCCCCGGCCCCAGCUGGCCGCCCCGGCGCAGCCUGUUCCGCGCGCCAAGCCACAACCACGCACAAAGGAGGCGGUUGCUCGUACCCACGGAGCAGCGAGGCAAAUGCCGGAGGGGAGGUAGGAGCGCGCCCGCCCAGCGCCGCCGCUCCCGCCCCUUUACCGCCCUGCCCUGCCCUGACCCGCCCUGACACAGGCAGGACAUUCCGGAACGUCUUACUCAAAUCCAGUGGGGCUAUUGUGUUAAUCAGUUAGACGAAUUCCGAUGGAUUCACUCUAUGCUGUGUUGCCAUUGGACAAAGAUGUUCAAUGGCUGCACAUUAUGAGAUGAAUUUUCUAGUGAAUUCAAUAAGAAUUAACAGGAUGCUGUUUUAGCAGUGUGUUUUUCUCUAUGGAGUUUGAGAUAUUGACAGAUUUGAGUAUGUUUUGCAAUGUGCCACAACGCUCCCUGAUCUAAUCGGACCAUAGAGAAGACAACACGUUCAAAGGGGUAUUCAACGCUAGUUUUAGAAUUGUAAGAACAGAGAAAUUUAUUUGAUGCAAGUUGCAGACAUUUUAAGACUGGUGUGACAAAUGUCCCGUUCAAUUGACAGACUAAAUUUUUUUCAGCUACUUUAGAUUUUUGAAGAUAAUGUUUUAAAAUUCCCUAAAUUUAUAAAACUAACUAUGAUUCGGAAAAUGCUUUUAAUGUUAUAUUAUGUAUUUAAUUUGUCUCAUACUGGUAUGUCCGCAAAGUUAGAUUUUUAGAAUUUGAUUGAUACAUUGACUGUACUGAUAAUGGAAGUUGUCUGCCUACUGGUCUGGAAUGGGAUGGGAGACAUUGAGCAAUGCUCAAUUUGAAUAGAAAUGGGUAUUAGGGCAUUUCCUCACAAUAUUUGCACCUUUAUUGUAUAGCAGAAAGGUAUUCGAAAGCUAUUUAUUUUAGGAUAUAUAUAAUUUGACGUAUUUUUUUGUCAGUGAAUUCUAUGCAUGUAAAUUAGGAAAUAUACAAUACAGGUGCAAGCUUAGAGCUGUGAACCAAAAUCCGUCGUAAAAUAUACAGAGAAGUGGCAAUUAGUAAGCAGUUGGUGUCGUUAUUCCCAUGUAGUAUUGGGAAAGGCAGUUAAGGUGGGUGAGUGCCGUCAGGGCAGACUAAGGGCGUAAGGACCGAUCUGGGCCUCGCCACGGGAGCUGUCCGUUGUAAAUAGGGAGUUAGGGAGUCACGGGUCAGACCGGUGACGCGUCUCCGGAUUCUUUGUUGUUUUUCGCUAACACUUAUUAGUGAACGCUUCGUUAUGUUCGUUUUGUUGGCUUUCAAAAUAUCAGUGUGAUUUCCUUUAUUAGAGUAAAUAGUUAUGGAAUGUUUUAAUCGAUUUAUAAAAUAAGAACGAACAUUAGGUACGAUCACGUUAAUAAAAUAAGGAGGAGUCUUCACAAACAAUUUAAGGUAACGCUUUUGUAUAUAACACUGUUGAAAACCGACUGCAGUAUUUUUUUCUCAUAUGGGUUAAAAUAUUCAUAUUAUUGUAAUUAGAAUUAAACAUAGAUGUAUUUUUAUAACAGCAUAGUUCAAGCAUCGCUAAUUUAACACUGACUCCUCUCUUAAUAUAAUUAUUAUAAUUAUUGAACAGAUGUGAAACUACUUACACUCAAAUUUUCACUAGCUAUGAAAGUGCUUAUUAGUUUGAUCAUUAUACUCCAACAUUACAAAAUGUUUGUAUGUACCCUAAUUAAAUUCUAUAAUAAUAUUA